ACUUUUUUUUGCGUGAUAUGACAGAAAACUUUGCGUACACUGGCAUGCAUUUGGAAAGUUAUUAUUAUAUUCAUCGACAUAAGAAAAACGUUUCUCAACGAUUGAUCUCAAAUUUCGAAUAGAUCUCGGUUAAAAAAAAAAACGAUUUCAAGUAAUUGCCAAGUAAUAAAAACGCUAUAACCGUUUUAACGCCUGAAAUAUUAACCAUAUGAUUUUGUUCUCCUUUCCUAAAUAUCUCGCUGUUUUGUCUGUCAAGAAAGAUGCACAAAGAAAUUUUUCGAGUUUGUCAUAAAUGUCAUAAAUUCGCGCUUACGCAGAACGCAACGCUAGCUAAAUAUUGAACUAAAUGUAUAUCCAGUUUAUUUUGAUAGUUUAUCCGUCACGCAAAACGUAUAAUACAAGCAUUGUGUGAAGCACUUAAGGAAGGUCACGCUUAAUUGUGUCAGCGCCCGAAGAACAGUUGAUUGUUAAUUUGUUAUCUAUGCAUGUGUGCAAUUUGGUGUAAGGAAAUAUGUUGUUUAUAAAAUAUUCAAGAAUUUUAAUAAGAAAAUCAUCGCAAGUUCAUUCUAAAUUUAACAACUAUGUGACAACAAAAAACUCGUUACGUCGACUAUCCAGCAGGAAAAUUGAAUUUAAAUAUCUGCCAGAACCUCUCUAUGGACCGAAAUGGGACGAAAUAGAUAUGGCCAAGAAAGAAUUAGCGGAAUUAACGGGUGGCAUGAACAUGGACCAAUUGCAACAAACAUUAGAACCCCAUAGCCAUAAAACAAAUUCUAAGCAACUUACAUUACCAUGUCAAAGCAAUGAAAAAUAUUUACAAAAAGCACCUGAAGAAGACAAUUCCGGGAGCUUGCUACCUACCUACAAUUUAGCAGCUUACGUAAAUAAAUCUGACACUUUGCAACAAUUUCUAAAGCUCGGAGUCGAUUUAAGUCAUAUUGAAAGAAAGAAAGGUUUACCGGAAUUUGUACUGCGGCUUAGUUUUGAAGACGAUGUAAAACCUUAUUUGUUAUUUCUUAAGGACCAAAAUGUACCGGCUGAAAGAUUGGGAGAAUUUAUAACCAAAAAUCCUUUAAUUUUUAAAGUUAAUUUGGAUGAUUUGCAGACCAGAGUUAACUACCUAGACGCCAAAAGGUUUUCAAAAGCACAAAUUGAACGAAUCUUAACCUCAAAUCCUUACUGGUUAAUGUUCUCGACGCGACGCAUUGAUUGCAGAUUAGGAUACUUUCAAAAAGAAUUCAGGUUAGCUGGUGCAGACGUACGUGUUCUUGCUAGUAAAUUACCUAAAUUGAUAACCUACAACAUGGGCCAUAUACAAAAAGCCACCUUUAGUAUUCGUGAGGAAAUGGGAUUCGAUAAAGAUGAAAUCAAAUGUUUACUAUUGGCCAAACCUCGUCUAUGGAUAUUGAAACCUGAUGAUCUUGUUGAGCGUUUUGCAUACGUGCAUCAAGAAAUGAAUUUGAGCCAUCAAUUUAUCCUGAAAGUGCCCCAAGUUUUGACAUCGCGAGAAUUUCGUUUACGUGAACGUCAUGAAUUUCUGAAAAAGUUGGGCCGAGCCCAAUACGAUCCAGAAAAGGAUCUAUAUAUAUCUCCGAAAUCGUUAGUAGAAGGAAGUAAUUAUUAUUUCGUACGUAACAUCGCAAAAAGCGAUAUGGAGACAUUUGAAUUAUUUUUAAAAACACGAUAGUUUUCGUACAUCUCUGUGUACAUAUAGUGUAAUUCCGUGCGGGCUUAUGUCAAUAUACUAAUAAAUUUAUUUUGUUUUGGUGCGCACGACAAUCCAGAUUAUCCUUCCGUUGCAAUGUAUCUAUAAAAAUUUUAAGCUGAAGGCAGUACUAACUGCUUUAAACUAUAUCUAAUUGGAACGUAUUCUAAUUGUUUAUUUGGCAUAUUCUUCUUCUGCGAGUUAGCAAAUCAGCACCAGAUAAUUCAAUGUGAUGAGCACAAAGGGUUCAAUGCGAAUGCGGCAUAUUUUUAACAAAGUAUCCAAGAGACAACUUCUCAGGAAAUAUAUGUUAAUUGAAUUUACCCACUGAUAGUUGAAUAUAAAGAAUUGAUCUUUUAAAAAAAACUUGUAAACGGAAAAGAACUGAAAAUUAUUCAGCCCACUUUUUAACUAAAUAAAACAAUGCAUUAUUAUUAUUAUA
Molecule: messenger RNA, 2147 nt
Organism: Glossina fuscipes
Lineage: Eukaryota; Metazoa; Arthropoda; Insecta; Diptera; Glossinidae
Gene: mTerf3
Product: transcription termination factor 3, mitochondrial
Exons: 2
Coding region: 512-1687 (391 amino acids)
Biological process (GO): mitochondrial ribosome assembly; regulation of DNA-templated transcription
Cellular component (GO): mitochondrion
Molecular function (GO): double-stranded DNA binding
Source: RefSeq, a predicted model, not a curated record